Trichoderma virens Gv29-8 is the source of this 1353-nucleotide messenger RNA. RefSeq lists its product as uncharacterized. The transcript is spliced from 3 exons. Gene Ontology annotation, molecular function: catalytic activity. NCBI's taxonomy places the organism in Eukaryota, Fungi, Ascomycota, Sordariomycetes, Hypocreales, Hypocreaceae. The coding region runs from base 1 to 1353 and encodes 450 amino acids. The record is from RefSeq and is a predicted model, not a curated record.
AUGGGCAGCGACGACGCAUACCUGCUUACGGCGUCCCAGGCCCUCGCCAGAAUUCGCGCUGGCGAACUGACGAUUGAGGGCUAUGCACGCUCAUUGCUGCGGCGCAUAGAUGUGCGUGAUACCGACGUCGGAGCGUGGGCGUAUCUCGAUAAGGACUAUGUCCUUCAACAAGCGAGAGCUCUAGACAAGGUGCCGAUGAAAGACAGAGGUCCUCUCCAUGGAAUGCCCAUUGCCGUCAAGGAUGUCAUUUACACAAAGGAUAUGCCGACGGCUCACAACUCGCCAAUCUACAAGGACGACUUUCCGAAGCUCGAUGCAGCUUCCAUUAUCCUCCUCCGCCAUGCUGGUGUAUUGUUUCUUGGUUAUAUCGCUGACAUGUUGUGCCCAGGCAAAACAACGACGGCCGAGUUCGCAGCCUCUUAUACCGGGCCGUCCUCGACACGCAACCCGCACAACCCGUCCCGCACCCCGGGCGGCUCCUCCUCCGGCUCCGGAGCCGCCGUUGGAGAUCUGCAGGCCCCGGUCGCGCUCGGCACCCAGACUGGCGGGUCCACCAUCCGCCCUGGCUCUUUCAAUGGCGUUUAUUCCAUCAAGCCCACCUGGAAUGCCGUUUCCCGGGAGGGUCUGAAGAUUUCCUCGCUGAUGCUGGACACCAUUGGCAUUUUCGCCCGCGGCGUUGACGACCUAGACCUCGUCGCUGAUGCAUUCGCGCUGCGUGAUGACGAGCCUAGUGGCUUUCAGAGCAUCAAAGGCGCGCGCUUUGCCCUAUGCAAGACGGUUGUCUGGCCAGUCGCAGGAGAAGGUACUCGCAAUGCGAUUGCCCGCGCUGUCGACAUCCUUCGUGCUCAUGGCGCAGAGGUAGAGGAGGUUGAUCUGCCAACUGAGUUCGACGACCUGCCUCGCUGGCACAAUGUCGUCCUGCAGACUGAAGGAGAGACUUUCUUCCUCCCCGAGCACCGCACUGCCAAGGACCAACUCUCUCCGCAGUUGGUUGGUUACGUCGAGCGAAAGGCUGGCUAUGACCACCGUGAGCAGCUGAAAGCCCUUGACGGCAUUGCUGCCUUGCGACCCAAGAUUGACGAGAUUGCCGGCAGAUACACUGCUAUUCUUACCCCCAGCGUGGUCGACGAAGCCCCGGAGGGGGUCGAGUGGACGGGCGACUCUGCGUUUUGCUCAUGCUGGUCUGCGCUCCAUACCCCGGUAAUAAACAUUCCGGGCUUUCAGGGACAUACUGGCAUGCCGAUAGGUGUUUCGCUUGUGGCGCCGAGAUAUCGCGACCGCCAUCUUCUCAAGGUGGCGAAGGAAGUGGGUAAGCUUUUCGAGGCAGAAGGCGGAUGGAGGCGAAAUGUGUAA